AUGUCCCUGCCGCAGCAGGCGCUGACCCCUGUCCCCCAGCAGCCCUAUGUGCCGCCGGCGCAGCCACUGGGCCCCCCCAGCCCCAGCCCCGCCGGGGGGGCCACGGAUCAGCUCAGCAAGACCAACCUCUACAUCCGGGGGCUGCACCCUGGCACCACAGACCAGGACCUCGUCAAGCUCUGCCAGCCCUACGGGAAGAUUGUCUCCACCAAAGCCAUCCUGGACAAGACGACCAACAAGUGCAAAGGCUACGGCUUUGUUGACUUCGACAGCCCCACGGCGGCCCAGAAGGCCGUGACGGCGCUGAAGGCCAGUGGGGUGCAGGCCCAGAUGGCCAAGCAACAGGAGCAGGACCCCACCAACCUCUACAUCUCGAACCUGCCGCUGGGGGUGGACGAGCAGGAGCUGGAGGCGCUGCUGAAGCCCUUCGGGCAGGUGGUCUCGACCCGCAUCCUGCGGGACCCCCACGGGGCCAGCCGCGGCGUGGGCUUCGCACGGUACGGCGUGGGGGGGCCAAGGGGGCUCUGCUGCGGGCCGAGGGGUGCAUGGGGCAACGGCACCGUGACCUUGGCCUAUGACCCUGCGACAGCGCUGCAGAAUGGGUUCUACCCGGCGCCCUACGGCCUGGCCCCCAGCCGGAUGAUUGCCCCUACAGCCCUGGCCCCCUACCUGCCCUCCCCUGUCUCCUCCUACCAGGUCCACGGCCCCGCCUGGAUGCACCAGUCCUACCUCGUGCAGCCCACGGGCGCGGUGCUGGCCCCCGCUGUGGACCACGCCGUCCCCCUCCAGCCUUCUGUGGUGGCCCCCCUGGCCCAGCAGCUCGGCCACCUCUCGCUGGGCAGCGCCGGCACGGGGUCUGGGGGGCAAACACCCGUCUGA
Molecule: messenger RNA, 879 nt
Organism: Haliaeetus leucocephalus (bald eagle)
Lineage: Eukaryota; Metazoa; Chordata; Aves; Accipitriformes; Accipitridae
Gene: RBMS2
Product: RNA binding motif, single stranded interacting protein 2
Exons: 10
Coding region: 1-879 (292 amino acids)
Cellular component (GO): cytosol; ribonucleoprotein complex; nucleus
Molecular function (GO): mRNA 3'-UTR binding; poly(U) RNA binding; poly(A) binding
Source: RefSeq, a predicted model, not a curated record